This is a messenger RNA of Sinocyclocheilus anshuiensis, 2314 nucleotides long. It is a transcript of the gene zc3h15, whose product is annotated as zinc finger CCCH-type containing 15. Lineage: Eukaryota; Metazoa; Chordata; Actinopteri; Cypriniformes; Cyprinidae. Bases 171 to 1487 code for a protein of 438 amino acids. Gene Ontology annotation, cellular component: cytosol. The transcript has 10 exons. Gene Ontology annotation, biological process: cytoplasmic translation. Gene Ontology annotation, molecular function: metal ion binding; mRNA binding. The record is from RefSeq and is a predicted model, not a curated record.
CAGCGCGCUAGAUGGCGAUGUUGUACCACGUGCGCUCACAUCAUGCGCGCCCGGACUUCCCAGAAUGCAUUGCGGCUGCUAGUGCGGUUAGCCUACGCUUACCUGUGAACAUACGGCAUUAUACACACGGCGUCAGGGUUUCCUCAGUUUAAUAGUUUGUCUUAAGCGAUAUGCCUCCGAAAAAGCCACCUCAAGCUGCAGGCAAUAAGAAAACCCAAGAGAAGAAGAAAGAGAAGAUCAUUGAGGAUAAAACCUUUGGACUGAAAAACAAAAAGGGAGCUAAACAACAGAAGUUUAUCAAAGCUGUGACGCAGCAGGUCAAGUAUGGACAGCAGAAUCCACGACAGAUUGCUGCUGAAGCUGAAAAGAACAAAAAGAAGGAUGACAAGAAGAAGGAGUUGUCUGAGUUGAAUGAGCUCUUUAAGCCAGUGGUGGGAGCUCAGAAAGUCAGCAAAGGUGUGGAUCCCAAGUCUGUGCUGUGUGCUUUCUUUAAGCAAGGCCAGUGUACCAAAGGUGAUAAGUGUAAAUUCUCUCAUGACCUCACUUUGGAGAGGAAAUGUGAGAAAAGAAGCGUGUAUGUGGAUGGCAGAGAUGAUGAGCUGGAGAAAGACACUAUGGAAAAUUGGGAUGAAAAGAAACUUGAGGAGGUGGUGAACAAGAAACAUGGAGAGGCUGAAAAGAAGAAAGCAAAGACACAAAUUGUGUGCAAGUAUUUCCUUGAUGCUAUUGAAAACAACAAAUACGGCUGGUUUUGGGUUUGUCCUGGCGGAGGUGACAACUGUAUGUACCGCCACGCUCUUCCUGUGGGCUUUGUUCUGAAGAAAGACAAGAAGAAAGAAGAGACGAAUGAGGAGGAGAUCUCGCUGGAGGAUUUGAUAGAGACUGAGCGAUCUACCCUGGGAGCAAAUGUCACCCGAAUUACUCUGGAAACAUUCUUGGCCUGGAAGAAAAUGAAAAGGCAAGAGAAACUGGCUAAAGCAGAGCAGGACAUGGAGAGAAAGAAAGCCGACUUCAAAGCUGGCAGAGCAUUUGGGGUCAGUGGAAGGGAAGUGUUUGAGUUCAGACCUGAGCUUGUCGAUGAUGACGAUGAAGAGGCCGAUGAUACCAAAUACGCUGAUGAUGAUGAUGAUUAUGAUGAUGAUGAUGAUGCUGAGGUUUAUAACGAGGUGGAGGAAAUAGAUGAGGUUCAGGACAUUGACAUUGCUAGAUUUAUCCCUAAAGAGGUGGAUAAUGCGGGUAUAACGGUGGCGUCCGCAGACAGGUUUUCUGCCAGAGCUCCUCCAACAAAUGAGACAGAUGAUAAUAAAUUGAGCGAGGCGUCAGGCGGAGCUGUAGAGAACGGAGAGCACAGUGAGGACCAGACGCUGGAGGAUGGAGAAACCAAUGAGGAGGAGUCAGAGGCGGUGCCUGUAGAUGAGAACCUCUUCACCGGGGAGGAUCUAGACGAACUAGAGGAGGAGCUCAACACACUGGACCUGGACGAGUGAAGACUGGGACUGUUGCAUCAUUCAUGAACUACACAUGGCUUGAUGUGAAUGACAAUAUUUUCACAAAUAACUACCACCGGAAUUGCCAUGUCAGAAGCCACUCUGCCUGCAAUAAGCACCCUCAUCACUCGAUGUCCCGGGACGCUACAGGAGACUGGAGUAGAUGUGGCUCUUGUUCUCUCUCUGAUUUAAUAAUUAUUAUUUUUUUAAUUGCAGUCUACCCCAAAAGCACAGUCAGGUGAGGGUUUGGUUCUUCAGCAGGUACAUACUCCAAAUAUUUAUGAGGCUGUCGAUUAUUUGAUAUUUCUGCGUUCUCUUUUGAAAGAUUUGAUUAAAUCUUUGUAAGGUCAUGUCAUUGAAAUGAUUCAGCAUAAAUCCUCUUCAAGACGUUCAAGCACUAUUGGAAUCUGGUUUCCUCUUCUCUGCUGUUGAAAUGUUGCUUUAAUGAAAACAACGGUCUCAUUUCGGUUUUUAACUUGUAACCAACUGCAUGCCUGUAUCAGGAUCAGAAUGUAAUGGUGAAUAAGUGUGAUGCUGACAUUCAAGUGUUCAAUAAUCAGUUGAUCAGAUUGAGGUGUUGAAUGUGAAGUCUCUCAGAUGCAGAUGUGGCAUCUGGCCUUACAGAAGGAGAUGUGGAUGACGACAUCAUUACCAGUCUGAUUUGAUUUUUGAAGUGGUUUCAAGAAGUGUGAGCGAAAGAGGUGAGCUUGUGAGAUGAACUAGUAACGUGUCUGUCCUUUUGUAUUCAAUUGUUUUAAAUUGCCCUCUCACCAACACAAGAAAUUGUAAAUAAAAGGAUAUCAGAUACUGGCUUUGAGUUGAAAUGU